AUGGCGCUGCAGACUGCAACAUCGUCGUCCUUCCGAGCUGUUUGCUCACGAGGGACAUCAUCAUGCAUUGCGUCCUCGUCGAGAACAUUCGCCACGACAUCGAGUCUCUCACGCAACGUCCCUGCUCGUCGACCUCGGGACCCGCUCAACCACGACCCUAGCGCCGUCCGCCAUGCGCUGCCAUCAGGCGAGACGCUCAUCGUCCGUCGACCACCAACGCCGCCCACCUCCUCCAAUGUAUCAUCUGCCGACUCCUCUACCGCAUCGCCGCUGCCGACAAUCGAAACGGAUCCCAGCGAGGUCCUCCCGCCACCGCUAAAAGCCACGAGCAAGCGGUCGGAAAAGACGCUCGGCGAGGCCGAGAUCUCGCAAAUCCAAAAACUUCGGGCCCAAGACCCGUUCAAGAAUACGCCAUCGACGCUGUCGAAACAGUUUGGCUGCUCGAGGACAUUCGUUCAGAUGGUCGCGCCCCUCAAAGAUGUCAACGUGAGGAGGGCAAAGGAACAGAAACAGGACAUCGAGAGCGGAAAGGAGAGCUGGGGAUGGAACAAGCGCUUGAGCAGGGAGCUUAGGAGCGAGAGGCGAGCGUUGUGGUAA
Molecule: messenger RNA, 597 nt
Organism: Acaromyces ingoldii
Lineage: Eukaryota; Fungi; Basidiomycota; Exobasidiomycetes; Exobasidiales; Cryptobasidiaceae
Exons: 1
Coding region: 1-597 (198 amino acids)
Cellular component (GO): mitochondrial large ribosomal subunit
Molecular function (GO): structural constituent of ribosome
Source: RefSeq, a predicted model, not a curated record